AUGGGGACCCUGGUGAAACAACAGCUUGUGGCGGUUCCUCUCAUUCUCUUUUUCGCCAUCGGCUCUUGCACGGCCGCUCAAACGUGGCGACGUGCUCUCCUCCGCGACGACGACGCUGUCUCUUGGAAUGCGGCGGCGGCGGCAUCUACGAACAGCCGCAACGCGCAUCGCGGAAUUCACGCCAAGUCUGCGCCGUUCGCACAGAGGGUGUCAGAUCCCCUCGUGUAUUCUGCCAGAGGCGCUGGUUCUCACGGAACUCCCAGUUGGAGUCAGCACGCUGCUGCCAGUCGCGUGGCAACCGCCGCCCCUCACGCCGCCCGUCACGCCUUCCAAUACGCCCCAACCCCCGGCGCGUCUCGCACUGCACGUAACACCGCGAAUCACGGCUCUCACGGAUUUGGAAACAUCGGCCUGCAUGAUGCAGCAGCGAACCAGCGUCGAGGUGGUGGUUCACUCCAUGGCCGUGACGUGGUGGUCGAACGCCUUUUCGAAAACGAGCGCCGCGCGCGCAAUGCACUGGGUUCUAAUCGCCUCGGCAGCUAUCAGCAUCAUGAUGGGAUUCUGGAGGAGCACAACAAGGCACGGCAGGAAGUGGGUGUGCCGGAUCUGGCAUGGGACGACGGAGUGGCAGCAACGGCACAGGAGUGGGCGAACGAGCUGGCGUCUAAAGGGUGCCCUCUGGAGCACGGCGGAGCAGAGGGGCUCGGGCAGAACCUCUACUGGCUGUCACCUGCGGGGCUGACCCCCGAGGAGGACCGUGGGGCGGUGCAGUCAUGGGUGGAGGAGAAGGCGGACUGGACCCCCAGCCCCAUUCCCGAUGGGUGUGCGAAGGGCAAGAUGUGUGGGCACUACACGCAGGUGGUGUGGCGCGACACCACUCAUGUCGGCUGCGCCUCUGCUCAGUGCCCCGAUGGCUCCGGCAUGUGGGUCUGCAACUACUCGCCCCCGGGCAACUUUGUUGACCAAACCCCAUUCUAA
Messenger RNA from Closterium sp. Naga37s-1, 978 nucleotides. Lineage: Eukaryota; Viridiplantae; Streptophyta; Zygnematophyceae; Desmidiales; Closteriaceae. The record is from the annotation of a GenBank genome assembly.